AUGGAUCCAACUGUUGAUUACACCUCCACCAAUCCCACCUCCUUCAAUCCAGUUGAUCCCACUGUAAAUCAUCCACCAAGUUCAUCCAACCCCAUAUGUGAUGAGGAAAUAUCUUUCUUCAACAAAGAUUGCAAACAGUGGUAUGAGAACUACAUUAAUUAUAGGCCUUUGUUAUUGGAGAGGGGUGUUUUACUAGAUCAAUUAAAAGAGGCAGGAUGUGAUGUUAUUUUUUCUCUUCAUCAAUGGAAUUCUGCGGUAGAUAUCAAGAAGACGGAUAAAACAUAUAAUACAUUGGUGAAGAUAUUAUAUUCUAAUAUGCAUGAUAUUGAUAGAGAUGAUUACAAGUUUAAGUCCCUUGUGAGGAACGUAAGUUUUGAAGUAACUCUAGAGUUAGUUUCAAAAAUAUUGGGAGUUCGCCGACCCUUCAUUUCUAAUAAUACCCUUACCUAUCCAUUCAAGAAUUUUAAGGACAUACUUAAGCUGAAAGAUGUUCAUGCAGAAAUUGAGGGUAUACCUAAUAAAUUUAGUGAGAGUGUUGACGAUCCAGAAUUUUUUCAGCAAGACCUUACUCCCAAAUAUAGGAUGUUAAAUCUUAUAGUGGGGUACAAUAUUAUACCAAAAGGACAUACUGCUAAGUUUGGACUUCAUCGAGCUCAUCUCUUGUAUGCCAUUGGAAAGGGUAUAAAGGAUAGGCGACGAUGUCUCCCAUUCCCAAUUUUGAUUUCAAAGACUAUGGAGGAUUAUGGAGUUGUGAUUCACUCAAGUGACACUUAUUCCACUCCCAUGAAUCCAAUUUAUGGUGGGACAAUAAAGAAGAGUUUGGCGCAAGGGAAGAAGAAUACAACAUAG
Ilex paraguariensis (yerba mate) is the source of this 849-nucleotide messenger RNA. Lineage: Eukaryota; Viridiplantae; Streptophyta; Magnoliopsida; Aquifoliales; Aquifoliaceae. The record is from the annotation of a GenBank genome assembly.